Molecule: messenger RNA, 1265 nt
Organism: Lucilia sericata (common green bottle fly)
Lineage: Eukaryota; Metazoa; Arthropoda; Insecta; Diptera; Calliphoridae
Product: collagen alpha-1(VIII) chain-like
Exons: 2
Coding region: 157-1230 (357 amino acids)
Source: RefSeq, a predicted model, not a curated record
CAACAAGUCACGGAUAAUAAAAAGCAAAUGCAAAAAUGUUGCAAAUUUUACCAACUAACGGUUAUUCAAUUUCUAAAAUGUUAUUUGCGAAUUUUUCAAAUCUAUAAAAAGUAAUACUUACACAGGGAAGCCAGCUUAGUAGUUAGUUUAGAAACAAUGAAGCCACACAUAGUUGUAGUGUUGCUGUCUUUGAGUCUUGCAUCUGGAAAUGAUUAUAAGGAAACAGGUCGUGUAAUUUCAUUGAGUAAUCCGGCACCACCAUCUGUAGUAUAUAAACCAUAUUACCCACCACAUUAUCCCUCUCACUGUGGUUGUUCACCCGGACUUCCAGGUCCACCAGGACCACCCGGUCCCCCUGGAUUACCGGGAAAUCCUGGCCCAAAAGGUGACCAUGGUGAUAAUGGUCAUAUCGGACACCCCGGCAGGCCGGGAAAACCCGGUAGACCUGGCAUUCCCGGUAAUCCAGGACCACCAGGACGACCUGGUCGUCCAGGACAGCCGGGUGCUCAGGGUCCUGUAGGUCCUCCCGGUCAUCACGGGCAUGGUCAUGGUCACUACCCUGUGCCACCUGUAGUAGUACAACCACCGGCACCUGUAUAUCCACCACCUUAUCAUGGAGGUGGCGGAAAUCAUCACCACCAUCAUCAUCAUCAUGGCAAUAAAAAUCCACCAAUCAUAAUUCCAGCACCCGCACCAGCCCCAUCUUAUCACCCACCCAUUUACCAUCCCGUUCACCCAGCUCCUGCACCUGCCGCACCAUCUCCUAUUAUUAUUUUAGGUGGUGGUGGUGGUGGCAGCAGCAGCAGUAGUAGCGCUGGUGGUGGUGGAGGAGGAGGUGGCGGUGGUACACGUCCCGGCACUGCUACUACUACCAGAAGACCUGCAACGACAACUAGAAGGCCAGCAGCCAAUAAUAGACUGUACGUGUAUGAUGGUCGUCAAUAUCCCGAAAAUCACGACUAUCAUCCACAAGAUCAGCAAUAUAAUGAACAAAUAAAUGAGGUCAACGCUGCAAAUUAUUAUGAAACUUCUGGGGAAAACUAUAACCAAAAUAGUGCUGAAGUUAAUAAUGAUUUGGAACAACAAAUUGGAAGCUCUCAAGAAAUGUCGGAUGAUAACAAUUAUGAAGGACAAGCAGGCGAAGAUGGAGAAUCUUAUGAAGAAAGUCAUCAAUCAUCUGCAGAUCGUUUCUAUCAGGCUGUUCUGGGUACAAAACGUUCAAAAGGAUAAAUAAAUGGAAAAGUGAUAUUAAAUACUGAAUAUUA